CGCGUUAGCUGCUUCGAGGGUGAGGCGGGUCGAAAAGAUGGCAGCGGUGCUGGUGGUUCCCGCUCCUCUGCUCAAGAUCCGCGGCUUCCUGCGGGGCUGGUGGGGGAUGCUCGGGAGCCAGAGCCCUCCUUGGGCUCCUGCGUUGGCUGUACAGGGCCCAGCUUCUUUGCUUGAGCCUAUAGGAGAGAAGGCUGACGGCGAUGAAGCACCGGGCUUUUUAGACCACGUGUUUUGGAUGGCAGCCCCGAAGUCAAGGCGCACCAUUGAGGUGAAUCGCUGCAGGCGCAGGAAUCCCAGAAACCUAAUAAAAAUUAAGAAAAACAUCGAUGUUUGUCCCCAGUGUGGUAACCUGAAGCAGAAACAUAUUCUUUGUGGCUAUUGUUACGAAAGGGUGAAAAAGGAGACAACUGCCAUAAGGAAACAAAUGGGGAUCCAGGAAGGAGGACCUCAUAGGGCUCCUGUUGUAGAGACUGUUGUCCUGUAUGAAGGAGAGGCGCCAAAAGAGCAAGAUGAAGGGAAGCGUAUCAUAGAAAGAAGCAGGAAACGGCCGUCUUGGUUCACUCUGGAUUGAUGAUUUAGCACUGAGGAUUCUUGGAUUACAAACGACUUGAUCCUUCAGUAUAAAAUAAUCGAAAGGAAUGUAUACUUAAAAUGUACAGAUUCUGAAAUAUGUAACAGAUUUUUUUUCUUUUUAAAAAAAAUCUGUUAUUGCAGUACAAUUGUUCUUUUAUUUGCGUUUUUCAUUACAGUCUUAAUAUCCAUGGUAUAGCAGUUGAAGAAAUGUAGGUAAAACAUACCUACUGUGACAAUACAUCACAGUUCUAAAAUCAAUAACGCAAGUCUUUAUUUACAGGAAUGGAUUCUACCUACAUACAUUCUGGUGUCCUGCUCCAUUGUACAUAGCUUCCGAGUGGCCCAUUUUGUGGUUUGUUUGCUUCUUAAAGCGCAUGAGUAAGAGGCAUUUGAAAUUACAAUAAAGUAUAUCAGCUUUAUACUGAAAA
Eublepharis macularius is the source of this 1001-nucleotide messenger RNA. It is a transcript of the gene MRPL32, whose product is annotated as mitochondrial ribosomal protein L32. Gene Ontology annotation, biological process: translation. The record is from RefSeq and is a predicted model, not a curated record. Lineage: Eukaryota; Metazoa; Chordata; Lepidosauria; Squamata; Eublepharidae. Gene Ontology annotation, cellular component: mitochondrial large ribosomal subunit. The coding region runs from base 38 to 571 and encodes 177 amino acids. The transcript is spliced from 3 exons. Gene Ontology annotation, molecular function: structural constituent of ribosome.